AUGUCUACCCAAGGCGGCAGCGACGUCGAGGCAGUCAUUGAGAAAGGGGGUUUCCUUCGCAGCACUUCUUCCUCUCCGCCCCCUAAAGAGCCAACGGUACACGGCUCCGACCUCGUACCUAGGCCGUCAACAAGCCCGGAUGACCCUCUCAACUGGUCUUGGCUGAAGAAGCAUGCCGUCCUGCUGUCUCUGAUCCCCGGAUGUCUGCUCACUGACUGGACGUUGACAUGGGGAACAACGGUGUUUGAGCUACAAGCUCCUGAGUGGGCGAUGAGCGUCGAGGAGGUAGCACACUCUGUCAGUCCCGGUAUCUUCAUGCAGGGUCCUGGAGGUCUCAUCGCGGUGCCCCUUUGUGAGCGCUUCGGCAGACUCCCCGUACUCUUUUGGUCGCAACUUCUCUCCCUCGCCUUCACCAUCGGCGCCACGUUCGCACCAGACUAUGCCUCCUUCACGGCCAUGCGAACCCUGCAGGGCUUCUGUGGCGCCCCGCCGCAGGUGAUUGGCAUGUCGAUAAUCCACGACAUGUUCUUCUUCAAGGAUCGCGCCCGCAAGGUCAACAUCUGGGCCGCCUCCUUCCUGAUCGGCCCGUACCUCGGCCCGCUUAUCUCGUCGCUGCUCCUGCUGCGCAUCGGCUGGCGGCCUGACUUUGCCGUGUUGGCGGGGUUUUACGCCUUUAGCGUGCUCGUGGUGGUCAUCUUUGGCGAUGAGACGCUGUUUGACAGGAAGAACCUGCCGCAGCGGGACCAGGAGGGAGAGUUUUCGGGCCAGCGCAGGCCGUUCUCCCUCGUGCGUCACGUCUCUUUGCUCCUGGGCAUCGAGGGCUUCCGGACGCGCGCCGGCAGGCCUACCAUGUGGUCUGUCUUCAAGGACCAGUGCGCCGUGCUCAUCCGCCCGUAUGUCUUCCUCCCCACGGCCCUCUUCGUUAUGCCCAUCACUAUGUGGACGAUCGGCGUCGUGGCCACCAUCUCGCAGUUUGUGCUGCCGCCCGUCAGGGCCGGUGGGUACGGGUUUGACCAUGUCGCCCUGGCCAUGCUCUACUGGGCGCCCAUUGUUGGCACGCUCGUGGCCGAGGCGUGGGGCCACUGGUUCAAUGACUUCCUCGCCAGGCGACACAUGGCGAGGUACGGAUUCGAGUGCCGUCUCACGGCGACAUAUCUGGCCGUUGUGGUUGGCGCUGCGGGCUUGGUCCUAUUUGGGCAGACCAUUGAGCGCCAUCUGUCGUGGGUCGGUCUGGCGUUCGGGUGGGCCAUGCUCUGCUUCUGCACGCUGGCAAACAUGACGGCCGUGUCGGCGUACCUUCUUGACUGCCUGCCGCACCACGCCAACAUCACAGGCGCGUGGCUGAACUUCGGGCGGGUUGUGGGUGGGUUUUCGGUGGCGUACUUCCAGAUGCCGUGGGUGCACCGGAACGGUCCCGCGCUGAGCUUUGGUUGCCAGGCUGUUGUGAUUGUGGGCGCGGCGUUUGCUGUGGUUGCAACACAGCUCUGGGGUCGCCGGUGGAGGGCCAAGUUCCCCAUGUCAGGGGGAGGUGACUCCUGA
Molecule: messenger RNA, 1539 nt
Organism: Canariomyces notabilis
Lineage: Eukaryota; Fungi; Ascomycota; Sordariomycetes; Sordariales; Chaetomiaceae
Product: MFS general substrate transporter
Exons: 3
Coding region: 1-1539 (512 amino acids)
Biological process (GO): transmembrane transport
Cellular component (GO): plasma membrane
Molecular function (GO): transmembrane transporter activity
Source: RefSeq, a predicted model, not a curated record